AUGCACGAGGCAUACGACACCAAGGAGGCCCUCGGCGCGGGUCACGAUCCCCGCCACGGGUCACGAGACCACGGCGCGCAGUGGUAUCACGAUGCGCGCUGGCGCCCCGUGCCACCGCCGAGCGACGAGGCGUACGGCGCACCCGGCGAGGGUGCCCCCGAAUGGGAGCAGUUGCGGCUGCAGAGCCGGUCGCUCCUGACGCCAGCUGCCCUGGGCGGCGGCGUCCGGACGGGCGUCGCGGCCGGCGGCCGUGCCCUCCACACAUGCAAGCCCCCGGCGCUACACGAGGGAGAUCGCUACGUCGACUUGGACGGCACGUCCCACAAGCCCGAGAGACGGGCGGACCGCGCCGAGCUCGCGUGGGCACAGGCGGAGGUCAAGGGCCUCCGUGUGCAGCUCGAAGCUCUUCGGGGCAGGCUCUACGGCGCGGCGGCCCUCGGUGGCGGCGGUCGGCCCGAAGCCGACCCCGCCGCGCGCCUUCCGCAACCCUCGGGCUUCAAUGCCAUCCAUACGGAAACCUGCCCCGCGACACCCAAGCGCAAAGCAGAUGCCCUCCACGAGAGACAGCUCUUUCCUGCGAUCGUCGGCACCCGCGAGUUGAUAUGA
Emiliania huxleyi CCMP1516 is the source of this 606-nucleotide messenger RNA. RefSeq lists its product as hypothetical. The coding region runs from base 1 to 606 and encodes 201 amino acids. Lineage: Eukaryota; Haptophyta; Isochrysidales; Noelaerhabdaceae. The transcript is spliced from 3 exons. The record is from RefSeq and is a predicted model, not a curated record.